GCUGUCGAGGCAUCGUCGUUAAGCUGGGGCACCAGAGUGAAGGGCUUCAUCGCCUGCUUCGCCAUCGGGAUUUUCUGCUCACUGCUGGGGACGCUCCUGCUCUGGGUGCCCAGGAAGGGCCUGCACCUCUUCGCGGUGUUCUACACGCUGGGCAACAUCGCGUCCAUUGGGAGCACCGUCUUCCUCAUGGGCCCCGUGAAGCAGCUGAAACGGAUGUUCGAGCCCACACGCCUGAUCGCGACCAUUAUGGUGCUGCUGUGCUUCGCCCUCACCCUGUGUUCUGCCUUUUGGUGGAAGAAACAGGGACUCGCGCUCAUCUUCUGCAUUUUGCAGUCUCUAGCCUUGACAUGGUACAGCCUGUCCUACAUUCCAUUUGCAAGGGACGCAGUGAAGAAGUGUUUCACUGCGUGUCUCGCCUGAUUGCCGGCGGUCGUGUGUUGCUGGGGAGGACCUGGCUGGAAGCCGGGAAGACGGCCUCGUGAGAACCUCCCGACCCUCGUCUCGAUGGGCCUUCAUCUUGCAGCGCCUGUGGCUCUGGACUCAAACCCUUUUUGGAAGCAGUGGUGCCCCCACCCCUGCUGUCUAUAGCGCCGUAACGAGAGGCGGGCUCUGUGUCUUCCAGAGCAGGGUCUGUCCUGGGCACCCGUGUCCUCUUUGGGAGGUGUCCCGUGGGGUCUCGGUCAAAAAGCACCUUGUUAAAUAGCCCGGGAGUAGCCUGGGAAGGGGGCACCGGGGGAGCCAGUGAUGUCCGAUGGCAGUGGACAGCCCCACGGGGCGCAGCACCAGAGGACAGUGGGGGCGUGCAGACUUGUCCCUCAGCAUGGAGACCAUCCCACCUCACCGUGAGCACACGCUUCUCUGGUGUCUGAGGACAGGGCUCUGCCUCUCCAUGGCCCUGCGGCGACGUCAGAGGGCAUCUGGAAGAACCUCCCCGGCCCCCCCUUUACCGUGUCCUGGCACCCGACAGCUGGGCGGAGGACGGGGCAGCCCCAGCGCACGCUGCCGUUGCCGCUGGGUGAGGGCCAGCAGGAGGCGGAAAGGCUUGCUCGCUGCCGUGUACUCUUCUCCAUUACUCCUGAGUGUUUGCUUUGAAUUGAUUUAUUUCCAUUCCAUUUAUUUUCCGUUCUCCUCUGGAGUGGGGUCUGGGAGCAGGUGGGCUGUGGAAGCAGCCGAAGUGGAAGGCCUGCCCAGGGGCCCUUAGGGAGCCACGUUUGUGCGAGAGCCUGGGCCGAGGUCAGGGGAGGACCACAGGCUGUGGGCCCCGCUGUGGCUGGUACCUACCACAUGCUCUUCUGUCCCUGAUGGGCUCAGCUGUGAGCCUGUGACCGUGUGGGGACGUCCCCUCUGUGUGGUACGGAAGUCGAGGCCCAGCAGGGCCCUGACAUAGACCCCUGUGUGAGCUGGUGUCUCUGGUCAUGCUUCCUAUGACCCACAACCUCCUUCCCUGUCGCCAUGAGCCAAGUCUGGGCCUUGUCUGGUUCCUGUCUCAGUGUGCGACACCCCCAACCCCGUCCUCCCCGCACCCCCUGCUUCGGCAGCCUGUUCUGGACCGCAGGGCGCUCACCGUCCCUCGUGUGCCCGUCAGCUCCUCCUUGCUGCCCGGCUCCCAACAGCCCCAGCCCCCCACGUGUGGAGUCUGCAGUGCCACCUUUCUGCUCUGCUGGGGCAGCUGGUCCACUCAGGCUCCUGACCGCACCUCCAGUCCCUCCUGGCUGUGGCUAAGAACCCACCGGGCUCUGCGGAGCUGGGAGGUGUGAGCCUGCCUAUGGGGCCUGGGUAGGGGCUGGACGUCCCGCGUCCUGUCUCUGCUGUCGAGGGCGUCCCAUCCAAGUCUUCAGCCAGGAAGGAAACCCUCUGUGACCCUCCGGCUGCUGGGGCUCUCUCACAGCCUGGGCCCCGGUCUCAGAAGGGUUCCUUGCCCCUCUGUGGAUCUGACACGAGGCUCCGUGGUCACUCGGGAGCUCUGACCAGCCUGGAGUCACACCCUUACCAGGUGCCGCCAUCGCAUCCUCACUGCUGGCUGGGCUUCGUGGGGCAGGAGGCAAAGUGCCUUCUGAAAUAUAUCCACCGUGUCCAUGGUGGCAGUGUGUGUGGCUCGAAGCCAGCAGGCCUGGUGAACCGUGGCUUGGUCACGUACAGUCAUGUCAGCCUCUGGUUCCUCGGCCUGCAAGUCUGUUUUAGGGGGGUGACCGCCCCUGCAGGGUCCUUGCAAGAUGUCCACCGGGCAGUGUGUGGCAGGGCUAGUCGGCGGCAGCCACAGUGAAGGGCGGGUGUUAAUUCAUCCCGGAGACAGCUGGCAACCUCUGAAGGUGGCAGGCUGCAGGUCUCUGGAGCGUCAGGUCAGUGGAGCUAACAGAUGUGGAUCAGGUGUAUUCAGCCAGCGCCAGGGACGCUGCGGGUGGGGUCACUUGUCUCCACCCCCGAGUGUGAGGGCCUGCCCAGGUCCCACCAGGGGUGCAGCCGGGAGGGGCUCCCUGGAGAUCGCUCUUGCUAAAGGCUCUUCCUCCUGCAAGCUCAUGGCCUGUGGUGAGGGCUCAGCCAGCCCCAGGCAGGAUGCAGCCCGGAUCUGCAGACCCUGCGUCCCCAGCUCCCUGCCGUUGUUUGCCCCCACUUGUCACUGUCUGGACCGAGGGAGGAGGAAGCCCACCGCACAUCUGCUGCCGUCAGUUGCCCGGCAGUGGUAGAGGCAGAGGCAGCCCUUGAACUGGGUGAGAUGAGUUGGAGUCGGCAUUUGGGCUUUGUGGCUCGCAGGGUUGUGUCCCUCUCCCGAGCCUCCCCCAACCCCAGCCGCUGUAGGUGAGGGGUCUCUGUACGGAGGUGGUUCAUGCAGAUGGGCACGUGGCCUCAGCCAGGCUCUGCUUCCAGCUGAGUGUGGGUGCUGCACUGCCCAGACACUGUCACCUGUGGGCAUGCGUGGUGUGCACUGGGGGCACACCCCACGAUGGCCUUUCCCCCUCCAGGCCUGGGCUGGGUGGCAGGUCAGCAGGCCAUCCCCCAGCUCCCCGACUGCCCUCUCCAGGCCUGCUGUCCGGAAGGCCCCCUUUUUUCUGAACAUACUUGGGGGAGCUGUUGGUUCUGCACUGGAAAGGCGAGGCGCUGCCCGGUCUCAGUUUUACUGGGAUGGCUGUCUCAGUCCUGCAGUGUCCGUGGGCUGGCUGCCUGAGGCCUUGCCCCCCACCCUCAUCACUGCGUGCUCAGGGAGCAGAGGGGCAGGGGAAUGCACUCCAAGUGCAGGCAGUCCUUGACACCCCAUGGAGCAGACAGCCACCAGUGGGCUGUGCCUCGGGCAGGAAGAGCGCCAAGACCGACCAGCAGGGAAGUCGAAACGCCGCCCCUGGCCGACUUCUGUCCUGUGGGACAGCCACCCCGGGCCUGCCUUCUGUCCCCUGAAGCUUCUGACAGCCAACCACAGGUUGACAAAUACUCUAAAUGGGCAGUUAUCCUAAAACUCAUUUUCAGCAGAUAAACAAUAGCAACAACAAUCAGUAUUGACAGGCGUCCGCAGCCAUUUGCUAGACUUUUGGCAUAGGUUUUGUGAUUUAAAAAUCCAGAUUUUCUUGGCACGUUUAAGGUGUGCAGUAGUUUAUUUGCAGAUAGCAUUAAAAACACAAAGCGAGUAGGCCUUCAGCUGGACUUAAAGACAGAUCUCCGUCUGUGCAGCUCUUCCUACGGCAGCAAAGGACUGAAAGUGAGUUUCUUACGGAAAACGUGGCUGGGAGGUCAGAUGAUGCAACUUGCCAGGUAACGACCUUACGAAUUGGAGUUCUCGUGAGGUUUUUGUUGAGUAAGGAGCGUGGUGGCGGCUGGCCCCUGGUUCACGCAGGGCAGGCACGAGCUCCGCGCUGGCUGCUUCCAGCUCUCCCCAGCUGCUGGGGACACCUCCAGGUCCUCAGCUUUGCCUGGUUGCUCAGGUCUCCUGAGGAAGACAAGGUGGGACACCAUCGUGAGCAGGGCUGAGAAGCCGAGUGGGCCGGAAGUGCGCAGGCGAUUUCUGUAGGUGAGGCUGGAACCAGGGUGCGAGGCCCGUGACGGGACGCUCUGCUGUGUAAAGGGCAGUGUGGGCACAGCUAAGAGCAGUGUGUACGUUCGCAGCAAAGCGACACCGCGUCUGAUGCACAGCCACAGAAGACGACCGCAGAGCAAAACAAACAAGGUUCCUCUAGUAGUGAUGUGCUGUGGUGAAAUGGGACAAAAGAAGGAAAAAGAAGAGACAGUCUGGUCCCCGGCUGGCUGCAGCACCCUUCGGAGGCAUCCGUGUCAGAUCAAGGCUGGUCCACACCACAGGAGGGGACGGGCUUGUCUCACUCUGCUGAAGCUUCCACCUGCGUUCCCUCCUGAAGGAGCGCUCUCGUUUACAUUCAGUGGUGUGGUCUUUCUGCUAUGAAAAGUGCUUAUUGUACAUAUUUCAGUACUUUUGCUUGACUUAGCAACCUUGAAUAAGCUAUGGGGGAAAAUUAACCCUCUGAACUCUGGUCUUUGCCUUUGUAAAUUCUGAUUGCAAAGGGUGAGAGGGGGUCGGAGAGCCCCUGUGGGUUUAUGCCUUUGAAUCUGGUGCCUAUUCUAAUAUGAUGAACCUUGAAAGCACUUUGUUAAAACACAAAUCAAUCUUUGUAAUUGUAUUACUAAUUUUGAAUGCUACUGAUUGCAGAUCUGAAAAGUUUAUAUCCAAAAAUAUAUUCUUGAGUACUACUUUUUGUACCUUGAGAAUCUAUUUCAUAUAAUAAAUACUGUUUUUCUCUUUGCCUUUUUUACUAAUUUCAGAGAGAAAGAAUGUUGUAGGUAACUAAGCUGAACACCCUGGUACCCCCAAAUCACAAUGAUUAUUUUGCUUUUUGGGCCUUUUCUAAUAAAGGGUGGAAUUAUGAUC
This is a messenger RNA of Tupaia belangeri chinensis (Chinese tree shrew), 4867 nucleotides long. RefSeq names its product SFT2 domain containing 2 (gene SFT2D2). Gene Ontology annotation, cellular component: membrane. The record is from RefSeq and is a predicted model, not a curated record. Gene Ontology annotation, biological process: vesicle-mediated transport. NCBI's taxonomy places the organism in Eukaryota, Metazoa, Chordata, Mammalia, Scandentia, Tupaiidae.